GCUAAAUAUAAAGAUAGCCGAUAACGGUGCAGCGCCAUAUGCACCCUUCACUUUUAAUCCUCAAAGUCGCGCGCCGGAUCUUCUCCUGACCGUCAUCUCUCUCGACGACAUCUCGACUGGAAGGCCUCCGCUCAGCAUUCUUGACGGGUUUUUCCUAGGAAUUUUCGGUCAUGGCAUCGCAGUACGAUAUCGAGGACAAGGAGAAGGGCGGCUACGAGUCUCCAUCUCCGGCAGAGCUCCACACCGUUCACCUGGCAGAGAAGGAUCCGGAUUCUGCGUUGAUCAACCGAUUCGGUCGUUUGGGACCAGUUUUGUCGAAGGUGUUUGCUAGUGGUGUGGAGGCGAGAGGUGUGGAGAGGGUGCCGGAGGACCAGCGUGAAGGAAAGCACGCGUGGAACAAUCUGUUGAUGUGGUGGUCCGUAAACACGGUUUUGACCACCAUCCCAAUUGGUGUGCUCGCCCAGGAAUACUACGACCUGACUCUCCCCCAUGCAAUCGCUACUAUCAUGUGUUUCGGAGCUCUUGGUGCUGUCGCCACAGCAUUUAUAGCCACCUUAGGGCCCCAGACCGGCUUGCGUACCAUGAUCAUCACUCGUUUUAGUUCCGGUUACGUCGGAUGCACGAUUUACUCCAUCCUCAAUAUCCUUACCCAACUCGGGUUCUCCACUACCGCCGUUAUUCUCGGUGGCCAAACACUCGCGAGCAUCAAUCCGGGAACCUUGCCACUUGUGGUAGGGAUCAUCAUCGUUGGGGUGUGCAGUUUGAUUCCUUGUUUCAUUGGAUAUCAUAUGGUACAUUAUUAUGAAAGAUAUGCCUGGAUGGUUAUUUUCAUCGUCAUGCUCUUCUUGUGGGGACUGGGAGGGAAGGCCGGAUUCGACAUCAACGCUGCGAAGGCUGAUGAACCUACUGGCCGCGAUCUUUCUGCGGGCAUCAUCAGCUUCGGCGGUAUCGUCUUUGGAUCAUUCUCUGGUUGGGCACCCGUCGCAGCGGACUACAAUUGUCGCCUUCCCGUGGAGACCUCUUCGUACCGUGUUUUCAUCCUGACCUUCUUUGGCCUCUGGAUCCCAAUCUGCUUCGCUGAGAUCUUGGGCGCCGCACUCAUGACGAUUACAGACCCGGCUUACACUGAUGCCUUCGCUGCCGACGCCACAGGUGGUCUCCUCGCUCAAGUCCUUUCUCCCUGGAAAGGCGGAGGAAAAUUCUUACUCGUCGUACUCGCCUUCUCCGUUGUCGCCAACAACAUCCCAAACACCUAUUCCGCCGCCCUCUCCAUCCAAUCUCUCGGCCGUCCCUUCGCACUCGUCCCCCGCUUCCUCUGGACCAUCCUCAUUUUCGUAGGCUACACCGUCGCCGGCGUAGCAGGCCGCGAACACUUCUCCGAGAUCCUAUCCAAUUUCCUGGCCAUCCUAUCCUAUUGGACGGCGUUCUUCAUCGUCAUCGUCGCGGAGGAACAUUUCUUGUUCAGGAGGAGUGGGUGGGGAUUCGGGUAUGAUUUGGAUCAUUGGGAUAGUCCCACGAGGUUGCCGGUUGGGGUGGCGGGCGUUGUGGCGGGGUGUUGUGGGGUUGCGGGGGCGGUUGUUGGGAUGGCGGAGGUCUGGUAUACUGGACCGAUAUCAUGGCUCGCAGGAAGCGAGACUCAAGGCGCCGACCUUGGGUUCGAGCUCGCUGCUGCGUUCGCGGCCGUCACAUAUCCUCCACUACGGUGGCUCGAGAUUCGUCUCACGGGGCGGUAACGCUUCGUCGGACUCGAAGCUUUCCCGACUGACGCUCGGGCUUAUUUAUACCUUGCGUUGUUUAUGGUCUGUAUUUUGGUGUCGUAUCUUGACAUGAUAUGGGGCAACGUUGAAGUCGCGCCUGUAAUUCAAGCAGGCGUUU
Molecule: messenger RNA, 1875 nt
Organism: Stereum hirsutum FP-91666 SS1
Lineage: Eukaryota; Fungi; Basidiomycota; Agaricomycetes; Russulales; Stereaceae
Product: purine-cytosine permease
Exons: 9
Coding region: 171-1733 (520 amino acids)
Biological process (GO): transmembrane transport
Cellular component (GO): fungal-type vacuole membrane; plasma membrane
Molecular function (GO): transmembrane transporter activity
Source: RefSeq, a predicted model, not a curated record